Molecule: messenger RNA, 2024 nt
Organism: Drosophila innubila
Lineage: Eukaryota; Metazoa; Arthropoda; Insecta; Diptera; Drosophilidae
Gene: abs
Product: ATP-dependent RNA helicase abstrakt
Exons: 1
Coding region: 53-1912 (619 amino acids)
Biological process (GO): mRNA splicing, via spliceosome
Cellular component (GO): spliceosomal complex
Molecular function (GO): RNA helicase activity; RNA binding; ATP binding
Source: RefSeq, a predicted model, not a curated record
UUGCACACAAAAACAGUUUGUUUAGUUUUUUAAAAACAAGUAAUAAAACAAAAUGGGGCCACCUAUUAAACGCUAUAGGCGUUCCUCGAAAUCAUCCGAUGAUGAGGAGCAAGAUGACAGCUAUGUACCCUACGUACCGGUCAAGGAACGCAAGAAACAGCAUAUGGUGAAACUGGGCCGCAUCGUUCAAUUGGCAACAGAGACAACACAACCAAAGUCGUCCAGUGAGAAUGAGAAUGACGACGACACACAAGGAGCCCAGGAUGCAGAGACUUGGGGCCGCAAAUAUAACAUUAGUUUACUGGAUCAACACACAGAACUCAAGAAAAUUGCUGAAGCCAAAAAGCUGAGCGCCGUGGAGAAACAGCUGCGAGAGGAAGAGAAAAUCAUGGAGAGCAUCGCCCAACAAAAGGCGCUGAUGGGUGUCGCGGAGUUGGCUAAAGGCAUACAGUAUGAAGAGCCCAUUAAGACCUCAUGGCGACCGCCUCGUUACAUUGAAGCAAUGUCCGAGGAGAAACGCCAAGCUAUACGAAAGCAACUACGAAUUUUGGUUGAGGGCGAGAAUCCUAGUCCGCCAAUAUGUAGCUUUCGUGAGAUGAAGUUCCACAAAGCCAUACUCAACGGUCUGGCCGCCAAGGGUAUAAAGAAGCCAACACCAAUCCAAAUACAGGGUCUACCAACAGUGCUGGCUGGCCGUGAUCUCAUUGGCAUUGCGUUUACUGGCUCUGGAAAGACAUUGGUCUUCGUGCUGCCCGUCGUCAUGUUUGCGCUGGAACAAGAGUAUAAGCUGCCAUUUGAGCGCAACGAGGGUCCAUAUGGCCUCAUCAUAUGUCCAUCUCGUGAGUUGGCCAAACAAACGCACGAGAUCAUCCAGCACUACAGUAAGCACCUGCAGAUGUGCGGCAUGCCAGAGAUACGUUCCUGCCUUGCAAUGGGAGGACUGCCUGUCAGCGAAGCCCUAGAUGUCAUAUCGCGAGGCGUGCACAUUGUUGUGGCAACCCCGGGAAGACUUAUGGAUAUGUUGGAUAAGAAAAUAUUAACGCUAGACAUGUGCAGAUAUCUGUGUAUGGACGAGGCAGAUCGGAUGAUAGAUAUGGGCUUUGAGGAGGAUGUGCGAACAAUAUUCUCCUUCUUCAAGGGACAGCGUCAAACGUUGCUCUUCUCAGCCACUAUGCCCAAGAAGAUUCAGAACUUUGCACGCUCAGCGUUGGUCAAGCCAGUGACCAUUAAUGUGGGUCGAGCCGGUGCUGCCUCAAUGAAUGUUACACAGCAAGUGGAGUAUGUGAAACAGGAGGCUAAAGUGGUUUAUCUGCUAGACGUUUUACAGAAAACUGCACCGCCUGUGCUGAUAUUUGCGGAAAAGAAGCAGGAUGUGGACUGUAUACACGAGUACCUGCUGCUCAAGGGUGUCGAGGCGGUGGCGAUACACGGCGGCAAGGAUCAAGAGGAGCGAUCGCGUGCCGUUGACGCGUAUCGCAAAGGCGAAAAGGAUGUAUUGGUUGCGACGGACGUUGCCUCCAAGGGUCUCGACUUUCCAAAUGUGCAGCAUGUCAUCAACUAUGACAUGCCCGAUGACAUUGAAAACUAUGUGCAUCGUAUUGGUCGUACGGGUCGUUCGAAUACUAAAGGAUUAGCCACCACCCUGAUAAACAAAAUCACAGAACAGUCUGUACUGUUGGAUCUGAAGCACUUGCUCCUCGAGGCCAAGCAGGAGGUGCCCGAGUUUCUGGACGAAUUGGCGCCCGAGGCGGAGCACCAACACUUGGAUCUGGGAGAUUCGCAUGGCUGCAGCUACUGUGGUGGCCUGGGCCAUCGGAUCACCGAAUGUCCCAAGCUCGAGGCAGUGCAAAGCAAGCAGGCCUCGAACAUUGGACGUCGUGACUAUCUAUCUAACACAGCCGCCGAUUACUAAACUUAGAAGACUUUACUAAUAUUUUGACGAUUUCACUUGAAUAAAACCGGGAUUUCAAUGGAAGCAAAUGCAUACUGUAAAUGUGUACCUUUUAACCUCAUUUCUGAGAACA